AUACAUCUGAUUUCAUAAUUUAUUCUGGAGAUCUUAAAGAUGCCACCGAAACGUAAAGCACUUGCCUCCGCGAGCGGGAACGCCCGAAAAUCUCCUAGAACCAAGACUGCCCCAGCGAGAUUUGGGCAGGAUGAUGGGAAGAGGGAGUUUAAGUAUUCAGAUCCAAAGAGUCUGGAGAACAAACCUACCUUCCAAAACCUGGAAUGGUACAACCUCCACAAGUUUAUCGAUGACCCGGACUGUCAAGACAUGCCAGCCGAUGGUGAGCUCAUGGAGCCGUACUACGACCGGGUUUCCGACCUUGGAAUUCCCGUCACGGAACUCGGUGGCGAUAAACUCGAUAAGUUUGUCGACGAAUGCGAGAAUCGAAAUCAGGAUAUUGAGGGGUUGUAUAUCUAUAACGAUUGGAGUGGGUGGGGUGUUAGUGAGGUGAUGGAGAACAUGCUGAAGGAGUUCGAUGCGGAGGUGAAGAAGAAGGAUGUUAGUCCGUAUGCGAAGUGGGGGUUUGUGGAGACGUUUGCGGGGUAUGUUAUGGAGGAUGGGUUUGACUUCUUAGACAACGAGAACAGUCCAAGCGUGAAGGAGAUCAUCGAUAUGCUGGGUCUCAUGACUUUGACAGUCUUCGAUGUCCUGUCUGAACACGAUCUACUUAAACCAGGCUCAGAAAUCAAGAAUCUUGAGAUUAUCUGCUUGAUCAUUCUCGAUUUCAUAGUGAAGGAUUGCGGAGAUUUUGAAAUUGAGUGGGGGUGUGAGGUUAUGAGGCGGUGUGAUGAGGCGGGUAUUGAACUUGAGAAGCAUGUGAGGAAACAGGUCAACAUCGGUGUGGAGGACUUGCAGAAGUUGAGAGAUGAGUAUAAGAUGAAAGAGAGAUUGGACAAGGAUUGGGAUGAUGAGUAUGAGACAUUCCGACCGAAUCAUCGGGGAGGGAAUAAGUACGAUUUGACUAAGAUGUCUAUGGUUCUUAAGAGGAAGUAUUCGAUUGGUCCAGAGGAGGAAGUGGAUGAGACGGAUUGAUAUAGUCAUGGCCUUCAUCGAUUUGAUCUGUUGAAGAGCUUGCCUCUAGAAAAUCUAGAUAUCGAAGAACGACCUUCUACCUACAAUUUAUCCACUCCAGCAGCGUCGU
Messenger RNA from Mollisia scopiformis, 1123 nucleotides. RefSeq lists its product as uncharacterized. The record is from RefSeq and is a predicted model, not a curated record. The transcript has 5 exons. NCBI's taxonomy places the organism in Eukaryota, Fungi, Ascomycota, Leotiomycetes, Helotiales, Mollisiaceae. The coding region runs from base 40 to 1014 and encodes 324 amino acids.